ACUGUCGGGCGUUGCUUACUACACGCAGCAUUGCUUUCAAGAUUCUCUACGGUGGGAUUUGGGAGUCGUGUUUGGCAGAGGUAUGAGACAACAAGAGUACUACACGACAGCCGACAGCCGACAGCACCAUCGUCCUCUAUCGAUCUUAUUCUGCCCCACGUUAUUUCACACCAAAUCCGUGAGACACUCACAAAAAGACCUUUGAUCUCCGAUUCACCUUGUUCCACCAUAAACGCCACAGUGCAUUAUACAGUUCAGGAGUUCCAGUUGAAGAGUACAAUCAUGGAUACUCGACCAAGGUGCAAUAACAGGUUUGUAACAACGUAUCAAAUUCACUGCCAAUAGUUUGCUGUACUGAGGUACAGGUGAAGAGAAAAUACUGUAAUCGCUUUGAAAUUUAGAACUUUAUCCUGGAGAAUCGUAUUCGAUCGUCUAAUAUGGGGGGUAGCAUCAAGACCGUUGUUUGGUUUAGGAGGGACCUCAGAAUAGAGGACAAUCCUGCCUUAGCUGCAGCUGCUAAGGAUGGUUCUAUUUUUCCUGUCUAUAUAUGGUGCCCUAAAGAGGAAGGACAGUUUUAUCCAGGUCGAGUUUCAAGGUGGUGGCUGAAGCAGUCUCUAGUCCACUUAAAACAGUCCCUGAAGUCCCUUGGGGCGGAACUUAUGCUGAUAAAAACCGACAGUAUUCUUGCCAGUCUCUUGGAGUGCAUUGAAGCUGUCGGCGCAACAAAAGUAGUAUUCAGCCAUCUUUAUGAUCCUGUGUCACUUGUUCGAGAUAACAACAUCAAAGAAAAACUAAUGGAGCUAGGCAUUUCUGUGCAAAGCUAUAAUGGAGACUUGUUGUAUGAGCCGUGGGAAGUACUUGAUGAAAGUGGACAAGCUUUUACAACCUUUGAGGCAUAUUGGAACAAGUGCUUGCACUUCCAAAUGCAACCCGUUUUACUUCUUCCUCCAUGGAAAUUAGUACCAGCUGCAGGAACUGUUACAAAUUUUUCAAUAGAGGAAUUGGGUCUUGAAGACGAAUCAGAAAAAUCUAGCAAUGCCUUGCUAGGAAGAGUAUGGUUUCCGGGAUGGAGUAAUGCUGAAAAGGCUCUGACUGAAUUUGUUGAGCUGCAUCUGCUCGACUAUUCUAAGAAUAGGCUAAAGGUUGGGGGACACUCGACAUCACUUUUAUCCCCAUAUCUUCAUUAUGGAGAACUAAGCGUACGGAAAGUUUUCCAAUAUGUGCGGAGGAAACAUGUAUUGUGGACAAAAGAAGGGAACUCUUUGGGGGAAGAUAGUGUGGCUCUUUUCCUCAAGGCCAUCGGACUUAGAGAAUACUCCCGUUAUCUUUGUUUUAACUUUCCCUUCACUCAUGAGAAAUCAAUACUGAGCAACUUAAAAUUUUUCCCUUGGCAUGCUGACCAAACCUAUUUUAAGGCUUGGAGACAGGGUAGGACUGGCUACCCAUUAGUUGAUGCAGGAAUGAGAGAACUUUGGGCAACUGGGUGGAUACACAAUCGAGAAAGAGUGAUUGUUUCAAGCUUUGCAGUGAAAGUUCUACUUCUUCCAUGGAAAUGGGGGAUGAAGUAUUUCUGGGACACACUCUUGGAUGCAGACUUAGAAAGUGAUAUCCUUGGUUGGCAGUAUGUCUCAGGUAGCUUACCAGAUGGCCAUGAACUUGAGCGACUGGACAGUCCAGAGGUUCAAGGCUCAAAAUUUGAUCCAGAGGGUGAAUAUGUGAGACAUUGGCUGCCCGAGCUAGCACGGAUGCCAACUGAGUGGAUUCAUCAUCCUUGGGAUGCACCCUUUUCUGUACUGAAAGCCUCAGGAGUAGAGAUGGGACUGAACUACCCAAAACCAAUAAUUGAGUUAGAUUUAGCUAGAGAACGUUUGACUGAAGCUAUAUUCAAGAUGUGGGAAACAGAAGCAGCUGCUAGGGCCUCCAACACUAAUUGCACAAAUGAAGUUGUAGUUGAUAAUUCUGAUCAGGCCCAGGGUACUGAAAAUUUGGCCAUUUCAGCAACUGCCUUGAAGAUAAAUGCUCCACGUCCUAACAUUUCAUCAGACGACCAGAAGGUGCCAAAAAUUCAGAAUUCUGAGAAUCAUCCACUCAAUAGGAAGAGAUCACAGCAUAUGGUAGAGGAAAAGCCACAAGGAGAUAAUUUACCUAAGCUUAAAAAUGGAGCUGAGACCUCAAGAAGAGAUGAGGAUAUAUGCUCUACAGCUGAAUCCUCGCAGGUUAAGAAGCAGACCACAAGCAGAGACUCGUUUUGUGUUCCUCAGUUGUGUUUUUCGUCAGAAUGCAAGUCUUUACCAGAGCACGAAUCUUCUGUCAGCUUGGAGCAGCCGUUGCAAGAACAGAUUGACAUGGAACAGGGUUCAAGAAAAGAUAGUAACUAACAUAUUUUGCAUCACGACGUUUACGUACGUGGAAUGAUCGAUGCAUAUGUUUUUAUGAUAAUUACAAUAUUCAUAUCCUAAUUAACCAACUUAAUUAUUUUCCUCUUGCACAUGUUUAUGUCCGACUGAUCUACGUUCUGCUUUGGUUUUGUUCGUUUAAAGUCUUUUUCAAUA
This is a messenger RNA of Juglans regia (Persian walnut), 2552 nucleotides long. RefSeq names its product cryptochrome-1-like. Lineage: Eukaryota; Viridiplantae; Streptophyta; Magnoliopsida; Fagales; Juglandaceae. The record is from RefSeq and is a predicted model, not a curated record. Gene Ontology annotation, biological process: blue light signaling pathway; circadian regulation of gene expression; entrainment of circadian clock by photoperiod. Gene Ontology annotation, molecular function: blue light photoreceptor activity; FAD binding; DNA binding. Gene Ontology annotation, cellular component: nucleus; cytoplasm. Bases 438 to 2378 code for a protein of 646 amino acids. The transcript is spliced from 5 exons.